GAUCCUCAGGCGUGCGUUGAAGCUAUAGUAAAGUUUUUCGAAUAUAUAUAACAUUUUCACAAUGCAGUACAGACAUUUCACAUGGCGAACAGCACUAAUUGUGGCAAUCUUGCCGCUGAUCUGCUUGGCAAGUGAUUCGGACGAUCGGUGGCACACAUAUCGGGCCUCGCCUAGGCUGACCGGACCCGUUAAGCUCCUGCACGAUCCGCAGGAUGCGACACUGAAUUCCCUGGAUGAGGCACUGCAGAAGAUUUCAACGAUCUACAUGCAUGCCCUGGUCGCUGGCACACACACACCCGAAUUGGAGGCGCCUCUGCGAGCCCUCGAAAUGGAACUCUUCGAUCUGCUCGAUCAGCUGUACAAGCAGCAUCGCCUCAAGGACUACAUGCAGUACGAGGCGGAAGUGACGCGACAAAUGAUUAUCUACAACAUGCUCAAGCGAUUGUUCGGCUAUACCCAGGACAAUAGGGGAACUGAAGGUCGCUGAGCAAUAGAAAGAAGGGUAGAGGGGAAAUGAAAGUGAUUGAAUAAAGCUGCCAGCUAUAAACUGAUUAA
Messenger RNA from Drosophila persimilis, 555 nucleotides. RefSeq lists its product as uncharacterized. The transcript has a single exon. The coding region runs from base 62 to 487 and encodes 141 amino acids. The record is from RefSeq and is a predicted model, not a curated record. NCBI's taxonomy places the organism in Eukaryota, Metazoa, Arthropoda, Insecta, Diptera, Drosophilidae.